GCCCCUUACACAAAUAAAAACCCCCCAACUCUUCAAUUGACUCACACAAAUCUCCUUUCUCCCUUCUUCAAAAUCCAUGAAGCUCUCAUUUCUUUCCUUCUCCUUCUUCUUCUUCCUCCUCCUUCUCUUCCCUCUCUAUUCCCUCGCAUCUUGCCAAUGUACUCCCAACUCCAAAGACUACGAGGAUUUCAAAAACUCCAUUUCUCUCAAAUCCAUCGCCCUCGUCUCCAUCCUCGCAGCCGGCGCCGCCGGAGUCCUCAUCCCCAUCCUCGGCCGCUCAAUCCCCUUCCUCCGACCAGAAAGUGACCUUUUUUUCUCAAUUAAAUCUUUCGCCGCCGGCGUCAUCCUCGCCACCGCCUUCAUCCAUAUCCUCCCCGACGCCUUCGCGCGCCUCACCUCUCCCUGCCUCCCAACCCAUCCAUGGCAGGUCUUCCCCUUUGCGGGCUUCGUCGCCAUGUCGUCGGCGAUGGGAACGAUGAUGAUUGAUUCGUUUGCCACUGGCUACUAUAAAAGAUCGCACUUUAAAAAAGCUCAGCUCUUUGAUGAUGAAAUAGUAGCUGGAGAUCGUGAGGCAGCGCAUGCAGGUCACGUGCACGUGCAUACUCAUGCCAGUCAUGGGCACGCGCACGGGCCGGUGGCCGGUGGGGGGUCGCCAGCGGAGGAGGCGUCGAUGGAGGAGAAAAUCCGGCACAGGGUUAUAUCACAGGUAUUGGAGUUGGGCAUAGUGGUUCAUUCCGUAAUUAUUGGAGUUUCACUGGGUACAUCUGAAAGCCCUAAAACAAUUAAGCCACUGGUGGGGGCCUUGAGCUUCCAUCAAUUCUUUGAAGGCAUUGGACUUGGUGGCUGUAUUGUUCAGGCAAACUUCAGAGCUCGAGCAACGGUGAUAAUGGCCAUCUUCUUCUCAUUAACAGCCCCGUUUGGAAUUGCUCUUGGAAUAGCCAUUUCUACAAGCUACAAUCCAAACAGCUCAACAGCUCUUAUAAUUGAAGGGAUAUUUGAUGCAGCUUCUGCUGGAAUUCUCGUCUACAUGUCUCUCGUAGAUCUAUUAGCUGCAGAUUUUACAAACCCUAGAAUGCAAAACAGUAUAAAGCUUCAGCUUGGAGCACACCUUGCUCUCCUGCUUGGCUCUGCUUUCAUGUCCAUUCUAGCUAAAUGGGCAUAAUAAUUAGUUAAUAUUUGAAAUAAAAUUUGUUCUUUGUUGAGAUUUUGAGUGAAUAAAUCUGUUGAAUUCAAA
This is a messenger RNA of Dendrobium catenatum, 1234 nucleotides long. RefSeq names its product zinc transporter 3. Gene Ontology annotation, molecular function: zinc ion transmembrane transporter activity. NCBI's taxonomy places the organism in Eukaryota, Viridiplantae, Streptophyta, Magnoliopsida, Asparagales, Orchidaceae. Gene Ontology annotation, cellular component: plasma membrane. The transcript is spliced from 3 exons. Bases 77 to 1162 code for a protein of 361 amino acids. Gene Ontology annotation, biological process: zinc ion transmembrane transport. The record is from RefSeq and is a predicted model, not a curated record.